Pedinophyceae sp. YPF-701 is the source of this 684-nucleotide messenger RNA. NCBI's taxonomy places the organism in Eukaryota, Viridiplantae, Chlorophyta, Pedinophyceae. The record is from the annotation of a GenBank genome assembly.
AUGGGGCGCGAGAAACGCGCGCGCAAGAAGCCACACUGGAUGAAGGAGUGCCUGGACGAGGACGGAAUCAACCAUGAAAUUGCUGCAGACCCCGGCACGGAAGUCGACCACAAGCAGAUGCCGCCCACGCGCAAGAAGAAGCCGCGCGCCGAGGAACCCGCGCGGCCCCAGCCGGCCGCGGGAGCCGUCCAGUCCGCGGCAAUGCAGCAGCAGCACCACCAGCAGCACCCGCAGGCCCGGGGGCAGCAGGGGUACGUGCACCAGCAGAUGAUCACCAACAACCCCCAGCUGCAGCAGGCCCUGCAGCAGUACCUGCAGCAGCCGCAGCAGAAGCCGCCCGCUGAGGCCAACCCCCCCGCCACCGAGUCCAAGCCUGCGCCCGCGCCCGAGGCCAAGCCCGCCGCCGCCGAGCCCGCGGAGGCGCCCAAGCCCGCGACGCCCGCGAAGGCGGACGACGCCAAGCCCGCCCCCGCGCCGGAGAAGCCCGCGUCCACGGCCAAGCCCGCGGCGCCCCCCGCGGACACCACGGCCCCCAAGGAGGCGCGCGCGCCCGCGGACGACACGCCCAAGGAGGGCGCGGGAGAGAAGCCCAAGGAGGGGGCGCUGAAGGCGGAGGCGGCUGCGGAGAGGAACGGCGACGAGGGGCAGGGGAGCGCCGAGGGCGGCGAGGUCCCGGCGGUGUAG